UCAAAGAAUGAAGGGAAAGUUUUGGAAUAACAUACAGAUACAUUUUGUCUUAAGUUCAUUCACAUAUUUAAUCAGGCUUGUAAGAAAGCUUAAAACUCACAGUAGAUUGGAAAACACAGAACAACGGUUGUGAUUUAAAAUUUAAAGUCAUGCUACACAUUUAUAAACCGCAGCUAAUAGGGAAUUAGAAAGUGUGCGAGUAUACAAGCUGAGGAGGCGGUCAUUGACUGGUCCAAAGGUGACUGACUGCCUUUAGUUCCUUUUCUGGUGCAUCUAGUCUGGUCGCUGAAUGGGUUCAGCACGCUGGCCAGCUCCCCGUGCCUUCUGGUCUCUGUUGACUUAAGAAAGAAUGGAGUCCGGAAAGGAAGAUCUCAUCUGUUCUUUGUAUUGAUAAUUACAGUUCCACAACCCCCGGUGAAGACAGUGUAACAGAGUCAGUACACUAGAUAUUGCUGCUGCCGAGUUUUGGGGGUGUCUUAUUUGUUGUGUGGGGUUCCUAUUCCUUCACUCAGAUCCUUCAUGGAGGAAGGACUAAACAAUCAGAAACCUGGCAAGGUUCAGCAGAAAAUACACCGACUUCUAGGGACUUGAGGUGGGUGGGUGGGCACUUGAUUUCUACUUUGAAUUUCAUGAGCCAUACAUCGAGUCACUCCAAUUUCAUUUUACAGUGGGCACAUGCGGUGGCAUAGGUUGUUGGAAAAGAGGUUUACACAGGUGAGACAAACACACUGCCUGCCUUUCCCACUGCCCUUUCCCAGUCCCCACACCCCAGAUAAGAAGUCUGAACUAGAAGAUAGACCUUUUCUUGAAGGUGACAUCUCACUGAAUUCCUCUUUGUGUGACCUCUGCACGCUUGCAGAAAGCCUGCUUUCCGCUGGUCAGAAGUUACCAUUGGCUUCUUUAUUUUCCCUCCCCACCCCACCCCCGGGAGAAAAAAAAAAAAAACUUUUUGUCCCCGGGAGGGGAAGAGAGGUCAAGGCAAGUAGAGGUGGUCUACAUAGGAGGUGGGGUAAGGCAGACUGGGAGGUAUGAGGGUCAAAAGUAGUGGAGUUCUGAGGUUUUGGGGGUGCUCUGCGCUUUCCCCCUGUAGGCCUUUGCAGUCGCCCUCUCCGCCGCGGACACUGGAGAGUUAAGCCAAUAAACACGUAAGCGCCGCUCGCUCCCCAAUCGGCAAGAUGCCUCUCCGGCUCUUGGCUGCACCGACAGCUUGCAACACUCGGCAUCUUUUCUGGAGGCGCCUCCUUCAGCGGCUGCAGAUGGCAUCCGGCUGCGGGCUCAGGGCUCGCAAUUGAUUCUCGCCCUUGCCCACCGCGGGUGCACACACGCACCUCUCCCUUCUCCUCCUCCCCUCGCGCUCCUGGGUCUGCGCUCAGCUCGCUCUCGCCCGGCAGAGGAAGCAGUCGCGGCGGCCGAAGCUGAGCAGCAGCGCUCGCUCUCCCUGACCUAGGAAGAAGCGCCCACCGGGACAGCCGACCCUCGGCUGCCUCCAGCGCCCCCCACCUUUUGCACCCCAAACCAGGGGCACCGGGGACCCCCCUCUCCCAGGCGCCACCAUGCUGGACCCUUCGUCCAGCGAAGAGGAAUCGGAUGAGAUCCUGGAAGAGGAGAGCGGCAAGGAGGUGCUGGGCUCGGCCGCGUCCGGAGCGCGCCUGUCUCCCAGUCGCACCAGCGAGGGCUCGGCCGGCAGCGCCGGGAUGGGGGGCAGUGGCGCCGGGGCCGGGGUGGGCGCCGGCGGCGGUGGGGGUAGCGGCGCGAGCAGCGGCGGCGGGGCCGGGGGUCUGCAGCCCAGCAGCCGCGCCGGCGGCGGCCGGCCCUCCAGCCCCAGCCCGUCGGUGGUGAGCGAGAAGGAGAAGGAAGAGUUAGAGCGGCUGCAGAAGGAGGAGGAGGAGAGGAAGAAGAGGCUGCAGCUGUACGUGUUCGUGAUGCGCUGCAUCGCCUACCCCUUCAACGCCAAGCAGCCCACCGACAUGGCUCGGCGACAGCAGAAGAUCAGCAAGCAACAGCUACAGACUGUCAAGGACCGGUUCCAGGCUUUCCUCAACGGGGAGACCCAGAUUGUAGCUGAUGAAGCCUUUAUGAAUGCUGUCCAGAGCUACUAUGAGGUGUUUCUCAAGAGUGACCGCGUGGCCCGCAUGGUACAGAGUGGGGGCUGCUCAGCCAAUGACUCUCGGGAGGUCUUCAAGAAACACAUUGAGAAGAGGGUGCGCAGCCUCCCUGAGAUUGAUGGCCUCAGCAAGGAGACAGUGCUAAGCUCCUGGAUGGCCAAGUUUGAUGCCAUCUACCGUGGUGAAGAGGACCCCAGGAAGCAGCAAGCCCGGAUGACAGCCAGUGCAGCUUCUGAGUUGAUUCUGAGCAAGGAACAGCUCUAUGAGAUGUUCCAGAACAUUCUUGGGAUCAAGAAAUUUGAACAUCAACUCCUGUAUAAUGCCUGUCAGCUGGACAAUCCAGAUGAGCAGGCCGCCCAGAUCAGACGAGAGCUGGAUGGACGUCUCCAAAUGGCAGACCAAAUAGCCAGGGAACGCAAAUUUCCUAAGUUCGUAUCCAAAGAAAUGGAAAACAUGUACAUUGAGGAGCUGAAGUCCUCCGUCAACCUGCUCAUGGCCAACUUGGAGAGCAUGCCGGUGUCCAAGGGUGGAGAGUUCAAGCUACAGAAACUGAAACGCAGUCACAAUGCUUCCAUCAUCGACAUGGGGGAGGAGAGUGAGAAUCAGCUCUCCAAGUCGGAUGUCCUGCUGUCCUUCUCCUUGGAGGUGGUGAUCAUGGAAGUCCAAGGCCUUAAGUCCUUGGCUCCAAAUCGAAUCGUGUACUGCACAAUGGAGGUGGAGGGUGGAGAGAAACUUCAGACUGAUCAAGCAGAGGCUUCUAAACCAACAUGGGGCACUCAAGGCGACUUCUCCACAACCCACGCACUGCCAGCUGUUAAAGUAAAGCUAUUCACAGAGAGCACUGGUGUCCUGGCCUUGGAAGACAAGGAACUCGGGCGGGUUAUCCUCCAUCCCACCCCAAACAGCCCCAAACAAUCUGAGUGGCACAAAAUGACAGUCUCCAAAAACUGCCCUGAUCAAGACCUCAAAAUCAAACUUGCUGUCCGAAUGGAUAAGCCUCAAAACAUGAAGCACUCUGGGUACUUAUGGACCAUUGGUAAGAAUGUGUGGAAAAGAUGGAAGAAGAGGUUCUUUGUGUUGGUGCAGGUCAGCCAGUACACUUUUGCCAUGUGCAGCUAUCGAGAAAAGAAAGCAGAGCCUCAGGAACUCCUCCAGUUGGACGGCUACACCGUGGAUUACACUGAUCCUCAGCCAGGUUUGGAGGGUGGCCGAGCCUUCUUCAAUGCAGUCAAAGAAGGAGACACGGUGAUAUUUGCAAGUGAUGAUGAACAAGAUCGAAUCUUGUGGGUCCAAGCUAUGUACAGGGCCACUGGGCAGUCGCACAAACCUGUGCCCCCUACCCAGGUGCAGAAGCUCAAUGCCAAGGGUGGAAAUGUGCCUCAGCUGGAUGCCCCCAUCUCUCAGUUUUCUGGACUGAAGGACGCAGAUAGAGCUCAGAAGCAUGGUAUGGAUGAAUUUAUCUCUUCCAACCCCUGUAACUUUGACCACGCUUCCCUCUUUGAGAUGGUGCAGCGGCUGACUUUGGAUCACAGACUAAAUGAUUCCUAUUCUUGCCUGGGCUGGUUCAGUCCUGGUCAGGUGUUUGUAUUAGACGAGUAUUGUGCUCGAAAUGGAGUCCGAGGAUGUCAUCGCCAUCUCUGCUACCUUAGAGACUUGCUGGAACGGGCAGAAAACGGCGCCAUGAUUGACCCCACACUUCUCCACUAUAGCUUUGCCUUCUGCGCAUCCCAUGUGCAUGGUAACAGUCAACAAAUGCAUGUGCAUCUUAGUGGGCUACUAUCAAACACAGACUUUCAAGGGGGCAAAUCUCCACCUUCUCCUGAACCAGAGGCUAAAAAAGAUCCACGAAGAGAAUCAAAAAAAAGAAAAGAGUCCAAACCUCACCCAACUCAAGAGCAAAAAAGGCCUGAUGGAAUCGGAACUGUGACUGUUGAAGAAAAAGAACGCUUUGAAGAAAUCAAAGAGAGACUCCGAGUUCUGCUGGAAAAUCAAAUCACACAUUUCAGGUACUGCUUUCCGUUUGGUCGGCCUGAAGGUGCUUUGAAAGCUACUCUCUCACUCUUGGAACGGGUUUUGAUGAAAGAUAUUGUCACUCCAGUACCACAAGAAGAGGUCAAAACCGUCAUCCGUAAAUGCCUAGAGCAGGCUGCUCUAGUCAACUACUCACGCCUGUCUGAGUAUGCCAAAAUUGAAGAGAAUCAAAAGGAUGCAGAAAAUGUAGGCCGCUUAAUCACUCCCGCCAAAAAGCUUGAAGACACAAUCCGUCUUGCUGAACUAGUCAUUGAAGUACUGCAACAAAACGAGGAGCAUCAUGCCGAGGGGAAAGAGCCACAUGUUGAUAAAGGAGAAGCCUUUGCGUGGUGGUCAGACUUAAUGGUGGAGCAUGCGGAGACGUUCCUGUCACUCUUUGCAGUGGACAUGGAUGCAGCAUUAGAGGUGCAACCCCCAGACACGUGGGACAGUUUCCCACUCUUCCAGCUGCUGAAUGACUUUCUCCGUACAGACUAUAAUUUGUGCAAUGGAAAGUUUCACAAACACCUGCAGGACCUGUUCGCCCCACUUGUUGUUAGAUAUGUGGAUCUGAUGGAGUCCUCCAUUGCACAAUCCAUCCACAGGGGCUUUGAGCGGGAGUCAUGGGAACCAGUCAAGAGUUUAACCAGUAACCUACCUAAUGUGAACCUACCCAAUGUGAACCUACCCAAAGUACCAAAUCUACCAGUUAACAUCCCUCUAGGCAUCCCACAAAUGCCUACUUUUUCGGCACCGUCAUGGAUGGCUGCUAUAUAUGAUGCUGAUAAUGGAUCAGGUACAUCAGAAGAUUUGUUCUGGAAACUUGAUGCCCUUCAAACUUUCAUCCGUGACCUACACUGGCCUGAGGAAGAGUUUGGAAAACACUUAGAGCAGCGGCUGAAACUGAUGGCAAGUGACAUGAUUGAGUCCUGCGUCAAAAGAACCAGGAUUGCAUUUGAAGUUAAACUGCAAAAAACCAGUCGAUCAACAGAUUUUCGAGUCCCACAGUCAAUAUGCACCAUGUUUAAUGUUAUGGUUGAUGCCAAAGCUCAAUCAACAAAACUUUGCAGCAUGGAAAUGGGCCAAGAGCAUCAAUACCAUUCAAAAAUAGAUGAACUAAUUGAAGAAACCGUUAAAGAAAUGAUCACACUCUUGGUGGCAAAGUUUGUAACUAUAUUGGAAGGCGUACUGGCAAAGUUAUCCAGAUAUGACGAGGGGACUUUGUUUUCUUCUUUUCUGUCAUUUACGGUGAAGGCAGCUUCCAAGUAUGUGGACGUGCCUAAACCUGGGAUGGAUGUGGCCGACGCCUACGUGACUUUCGUUCGCCACUCUCAGGAUGUCCUUCGUGAUAAGGUCAAUGAGGAGAUGUAUAUAGAAAGGUUAUUUGAUCAAUGGUACAGCAGCUCCAUGAACAUCAUCUGCACCUGGCUGACCGACCGGAUGGACCUGCAGCUUCACAUUUAUCAACUGAAAACGCUAAUUAGGAUGGUAAAGAAAACCUAUAGAGAUUUCCGAUUGCAAGGGGUCCUGGAUUCCACCUUAAACAGCAAAACCUAUGAGACCAUCCGAAACCGUCUCACUGUGGAGGAAGCUACAGCAUCAGUGAGUGAGGGUGGGGGCUUACAAGGUAUCAGCAUGAAGGACAGCGAUGAGGAAGAUGAAGAAGAUGAUUAGACCAUUCUCUGGGUCCAAGAGUUCGCUGGGAUGGAGUCCUGUAAUCAAUGCAUGUCUUUAGUCUGUUAGUUAACCCCACUAGGGAAUUUUCUGUCAACCACCAUGCCCAUGAGAUGUUUACCAAUACAAUUACCAUUUUAGCUGUGUGGUACCAAGAUUAGCAAAUGGUUUCCUGAUUUCUGUGUCUAUAUGUUUACAAGCAAUAUGGAACACCAUUCUUAAACAACAUUCAUGGGGAGAAGACAUAGUUCAGCUGCUAGGUGUGUCCCUUUUGUUAGCAGAACAAAACGAUGCUUCAUCCUGUACUAUGCAUACACUGAUGGGAAGAGGAUAUGGGAGCAAGUGUGUUUCCAUGUCUCUGUUUUAUGUAUGUGUAUACCAGGUAUUUAAAUUAGUACAUAAAUAAAUUAAUUUAAGCACAUAGAUCUACUUGGUUUUGGUUUUUCAUUUUGUUCUUGUUUUAUGGGAAGGGAAAAAAGGCGUGGUUCCAACAGCCAACUUUAGCUUUUCUCAUCCCCUAAAACUGAAAGCAAUGGACCCAGCUUUGCAUUUAUCCAUGUAGUUUCCCCCACCAAAAAGUUACAUAUUAAUGGAUUAAUUAUUUUAAUUGUCAUGGCAAGGGGGCCAUGUGAUCAGGAUGUAGCAUUGAGCAAGGUUCAGACCAACUGUCUUCUAUGAAAGUUUAUCCUAGUAAAUGUCACAUUUUGCUUUUCUGUUUCAAUAACUGUAUAUGUAAAAAAAAAAAAAAAAAAAAAAAAAAACUUAUUGAAAUGACAACCCUAGACUAUAAAUGUAUUUAUAAUAAGAUAUGGAUAUUUCCUCCAGUAGACUGUAACCAUAAUUUCAAUUAUUUUGUUCCACACUGUUUUUUAUAUCUGUCAUAUACAUUGCACUUUGAUCUGUAACUGGGCGACCCUGGGGUCCGCUGUAGAGCUGUUUCUUUCUGUGGAAAGUAGUGGAUCCAUCUUGCUUUUUGCCUUAUAUAAAAGCCUACAGUUGUAAAAGUGUGGGAAACUGUGGCUUCUCAAUAAAUAAUUAUUCAAAUGUCCUAA
Arvicanthis niloticus (Nile rat) is the source of this 6841-nucleotide messenger RNA. Lineage: Eukaryota; Metazoa; Chordata; Mammalia; Rodentia; Muridae. The record is from RefSeq and is a predicted model, not a curated record.